AUGCUACGUACCUGGCUGUUGCUAGCGCUGAGCACGUGUCUUUACGUCCCAAUCUCUGCCUAUGACCAUCGAUCGUCGGGUCCGAUCAACUACAGGACGUACGCUGCAAUGACCAAGUACUUAUUGGAGCUCAAUGCAACAUUUCCAGACGUUGUGCAGGUGUCAGUGGUUCAAGAAAUGUACAAUCUGUCGUAUCCUGAAGAGCUUCAGUGCAUUGUGGACGAUGAGACGAAACAGGACAGAAACAGUUCUUGUGGAGCGCUGCACGGCGACGAACGCGUUGGCCCCAAUGCAGCCAUUGAGCUUGUUGCAUUAGUUGCAUAUGCCACGUCCAUAUACGGAACAAACACGACAAAACCUAUGGUGGACACGCAGCGCUGGUUAAAGGAGCUAGUGAACACUCGAAACGUGCUCGUGGUGCCAAUGACGAACGCUUACGGCUAUUCGCACAACCGUCGCGAGGAAUUGAAUGUGGACCCGAAUCGAGAUUACAACUAUAUGAAGUCUGGCGUGGAUUGCAUGCAGACGAUGACGUCUCGUGUCGUCAAUGAGAUUUGGAGAGAUCAUAUUUUCCAAUUGGCAGUGACGUUUCACGGUGGAACUCGAGCAGUAGCGUAUGAAUGGGGCUCGCCGGAUCAUUAUCUACAUGGUGACACGAACACUAAAAGUGAGAAAUCCCCUGAUCACAUGGCCCAGUUCCAGAUUGGUAACACACUGGCUAACUUUGCAGGCAUCUUUCCUGAUGGAAAACUAUAUCCGACAGGAACAAUGAACGACAUUGUGUAUGGCGUCACGGGUGGCAUGGAAGACUGGGGCUAUGCUGCCUCGUGGGAGAAUCAGUUUUACGAUGAAAAAUCGCAGCCUUUCAAUCCAUGUGAGCCGACAACGUUUGGAGGAUAUCCGAAGGAGAAGACAAUCUACAAUAACAUUACCAACCGCGCUUUCAAUAUGCUGGUAGAGACUUCCAAUAGCAAGGAGCCUGAAGCAGCCGACUUGGGAAACUAUAAGGAGUUGUAUAAAGCAAACGUCGACUUUUUCCGGACUGAAAAAGUCACGACGAAGUUUGUAGGACACGUACCGCGGAAUGUCCGCCUGGCGCUCAUGAUGGUUGAGAUGGUGCAGCCUUUAUUGCGCUGGGUGGAUGCUACGGAGUUGUCCGCGACGCGCACCCAACAAGUGUCGAGUUUCUUUCCUCCAGCGAGCUUAUACAAGAUAAGCACCGACUCAGUAACUGAGAUGGGUUGUGGAACCCUAGCGUGGGAGCGCAAUGAAGUUGCAACGUGUAAUGCCACCAACUGCAGUGUGACCGGCGCAACGUAUUCCAUGCUGCAGAUAGCUUGGGAGGUACUUGGCGCGCUUACUGUGGACAGCACUUAUGUCCAGGUAUCUUCCAGCCCAGCAUUCGAAGAUGACACCAUUUUGAUGGAGACCACAAUUCAAAAGGGCACUACCCGGCGGUUUUAUGAAUUUGCAUCCGAAUCGUCGCAGGCUGCGGCUCCAGACACGAUGGAAACAUCACUAUUCAUCACGUGUUUGGACUUGAGUAAUGUCACGUCGGACAAGACCUACAUUCGAGCUGUUGCAACUGUCGACCAAGACUGGAAAAACAAGGGCAACGGUGACGAUUCACCCUCACCCCGCGUGCCGCCACAGUCGCAUUUGGUGAAUGCUCGUACGAACCCAGAUUGGAAAUUUGAAUGGAAUGGUCACCGAGUGAAGUCUACGCUCGAGUGGACAUCUCCGGUUAUCACUGUCGAUAUUGCAACGAAAUUGCAACCAGAUGAGUCAUGGUCAGAAGCGUCGGCUGACUUGUCUCCAUCACUGACAUCAUCAUCAUUAUCUGUUGCUCAAAACGAGUCAUCUCAUACUGACAGCGAGGAUAGCAAGGACAGCGAUGAUCUACCGAAUACUGGCAAAGACCAUGCAAUGGAAUCACCAGAUGAAGACGAUGAAGAUGAAAAAGACUCAAGCGAUGAAGCUUCCAACCCGACGACUAAUGCUAAUGUCAAGACUCAUGAUGAAGAUGGAAGUGAACCCUACAACGAAGAAAGCAAAGAUAGUGAAGACAGCAGGAAAACCGACGAUGACGAUGACGAUCUGGACGCAGCAUUAAAGUCUUCUUCUUCGGUCAUUACUCCAGACAUCACUGCGACAGGAUUGAGUUCGGUGAACAAGGACACGCCAUCUUCAUUGCUUCAAUUUGGAUACGUCAUCAUGAGCUUCUGCGCUAUGAUCAUUGUGGUCACUCUCGCGUAUCUCUAUCGACGUGUGUUUCAACGUGCUCGUCAGCCGUACGUCAACAUUGAGCAAACGUCCCGCGCUACAAUCAACAGCAUUGACGAACAAGACGAUGAAGUGGAUGAUGAUGAUGAAAGUGAUGAGAAUGAAGAAGGCCCACGGAUCUCUCGUCAUGCCCAGUCCUCGCGAAGUGUCAUGUAG
Molecule: messenger RNA, 2439 nt
Organism: Peronospora farinosa
Lineage: Eukaryota; Oomycota; Peronosporomycetes; Peronosporales; Peronosporaceae
Source: the annotation of a GenBank genome assembly